Molecule: messenger RNA, 2425 nt
Organism: Oryzias melastigma (Indian medaka)
Lineage: Eukaryota; Metazoa; Chordata; Actinopteri; Beloniformes; Adrianichthyidae
Product: fibrous sheath CABYR-binding protein
Exons: 2
Coding region: 18-719 (233 amino acids)
Source: RefSeq, a predicted model, not a curated record
UGACCUGUAACUGCUCCAUGUCCCUUCAUCUACUAGAUCUCCUCUCAGCGGUGAAGCUCUUGGCCGGCUCCACCGCUGAGAUCGCAGCAGCAUCCGUUGGUGAAGAGAGCUCGGCGGAAGCUGUGCCCCACGCGGAGGUUGACGGAAUCGGUCUGGUGGAGACGCUCCUAGAAGCAUCUGAAGAGGAACCUCAUCCUGCAAGUGAGGUGGACCUGAAGGCUCCAAACAAUGAAGGUGCACCUGCAGAGGAUGAAGAAGCAGCACCAGAGGAGAAGGUCACUACUGCUGCAACAACAACAGAGGACAAGGAAUCAUCUGAGGAAAUCCAUCCGAUUGAGGAGCCAGAAAACAUCCUUCCUUCUACAGAAGCUCCUCCUGAAGAUGCUGCUCCCUCUGAGGAAGCUACACCUGUUGAGGAGCUCACAGAAGAUCCCACUUUAGGGGAGCAGACAAUGCCAGAAGAGAUUACAGCAGCUGCUUCCACCGGACCCUACCUGGAAGCGGUUUCCACUCCAGAACCCGAGGCAGAGUGCUGCCCGUCCUGCCAUUCAGCUCCAUCUACAGGAGAGGAGGAGCUGAGACCACCUGCUGAUGCUCCUGUAGAGGAUCUGGUCCCUGAGGUGGAGGAGAACACCACAGCUGGAGCCAAGGAGGAGUCUUCUUCACUGGUUGAGGAACAAACGACCAACUCUCUGGCAGUGUUGGCAGCUGGGCUGUGACCCACUGUGCCUUCAGUGAAUCGGGCCAGGCUGACGGAUGACAAGAAGUAGGCGCCGUUGCAUCACCUCUGUGAAGACUUGUGUCCUCUAGGGGCUACUGUUGCAUUACUUUUCAUGACCAAAGUGUUCUAGCUAGCAAGCAGCAAGUUUCUUGUUCAUAUUUAAACGUUAUACUAGAGUGCAACCCAUUUAAAAAGCUAAUUUGUACUUUUUUUUCCUGAUUAAACCCAUCUCUUAAAAAGGAUUGUGAUAGUUUUAGCAAAGGGGUCUGCAUUACCAUUCGGUCCAGUUUUUUACAAACCAAACCCCAGCAAGAGCCACAAGAAAAAUACACUUUAUUUAUGUUUUUGUGACCAUUAAACAUUUAUUUAUAAAAUUUAGCAUUUAAAUGUUUGCAAUAAUUGAACUAGAACAAUUUUAAUGCAUUUACUUUUGAUAGCAGCAUACACACGUUUCUUUCAAAAUAAAAUUUAACAUGUGUUAAAGCAUAUAUAGCAGCAUGCACAAGUUCCUUUCAAAAUAAAAUGCAACUGUGUUAAAGCAUGUAUAGCAGCAUACACAAGUUUCCUUCAAAAUAAAAUGCAACAUGUGUUAAAGCAUAUAUAGCAGCAUACACAAGUUCCUUUCAAAAUAAAAUACAUGUGUUAAAGCAUAUAUAGCAGCAUACACAGGUUCCUUUCAAAAUAAAAUACAUGUGUUAAAGCAUAUAUAGCAGCAUACACAAGUUCCUUUCAAAAUAAAAUACAUGUGUUAAAGCAUAUAUAGCAGCAUACACAGGUUCCUUUCAAAAUAAAAUGCAACAUGUGUUAAAGCAUAUAAAGCAGCAUACACAAGUUCCUUUCAAAAUAAAAUACAUUUGUUAAAGCAUGUAUAGCAGCAUACACAGGUUCCUUUCAAAAUAAAAUACACGUGUUAAAGCAUAUAUAGCAGCAUACACAAGUUCCUUUCAAAAUAAAAUACAACAUGUGUUAAAGCAUGUAUAGCAGCAUACACAAGUUCCUUUCAAAAUAAAAUACAUUUGUUAAAGCAUGUAUAGCAGCAUACACAGGUUCCUUUCAAAAAUAAAAUACGUUUUAAAGCAUAUAUAGCAGCAUACACAAGUUCCUUUCAAAAUAAAAUACACGUGUUAAAGCAUAUAUAUAACAGCAUACACAAGUUCCUUUCAAAAUAAAAUACAAUGUGAGUUAAACCAUGGUUCUCUUGCUCGUAAGAAGUUGAAUCUAUCAUGGUGACUCUGGUGCACCAUUAUCCCUUUUCUCCUUUUACCAUCAAAUAUUAACCCUUUUAUCACCGGAGCUCCAGUGUUUAUAAUCAUUUUUGAUUAUUUUGUACCACUUGGUGUAUUUUUUAUUUUAAAAAUAAAGCUGUGACAUUUCUGAAAUUUAGGAAAAAACUUUACCCAAAUAGUGGUUUUCUAGUGCAACUCUGUAUAUGCUUUAUCCUUGAUGCACAUAACAGUGUUUUAGACUAUAAUUUUAAAAAGAAAUUUGCAGAAAUAACCCGUAACCAGUUAUAUAUGAUCGCAUAAAUAAUCACAUAGUCAAAUAUAACACUUGCAUGUAUAUUUUUAUGCACUUUGCUCUCCUUUAAUGGGAUUAGCACAAAGCUUUUUGAUGUGUUCAGAUGUAUUUUCCUGUAGCAAAUUUAUUACAAUUUGUUCUCUGUAUUAUGGGCUCGAAUUUGAAAUAAAGUUGUGAUUAAGUAAA